UCGGCUUUUCUCUUCCUUCGGCUGCCGGCGCCAGCACGUCCUGUUUUCGUUGGCCGCGCUGGGAUGGCCGCCGCCGGUGUAGCCGUAGCUAGUGCUUAGCGCGGAUCUUUGCCGGGCGCUGAGGGCAGCGCAGUCUCCUUGUUUGUCCCGUUCGCCUGCGCGUGGUACUCAAGGGCACCAGCAUUCCCGCGGUCGGCAGCAUGGGUCGGGAGUCACGCCACUAUCGAAAACGAUCGGCAUCACGGGGUCGCUCUGGAAGUCGGUCUAGAAGUCGCUCACCCUCAGACAAAAGAAGUAAACGUGGAGAUGACAGGCGAUCUAGAAGCAGAGAUAGAGAUAGGAGGAGAGAGAGGUCUCGUAGCAGGGAUAAAAGAAGAUCUCGGUCAAGGGACAGGAAGCGUCUGAGACGUUCCAGAAGCAGAGAGAGAGACAGAAGCCGAGAGCGAAGAAGAUCUCGAAGUAGAGACCGGAGACGCUCAAGGAGUAGAAGCCGGGGCCGGCGAUCCCGAUCCUCCAGUCCUGGCAAUAAAAGCAAGAAAAUUGAGAAUAGAUCUAGGUCCAAAGAGAAAACUGAUGGUGGGGAAAGCUCUAAAGAGAAGAAAAAAGACAAAGAUGACAAGGAGGAUGAAAAAGAAAAAGAUGCUGGCAACUUUGACCAGAAUAAGCUGGAAGAAGAAAUGAGAAAGCGAAAAGAAAGAGUAGAAAAAUGGCGAGAAGAGCAACGUAAAAAGGCUAUGGAAAACAUAGGAGAACUGAAAAAGGAAAUCGAAGAGAUGAAACAAGGGAAAAAAUGGAGUUUAGAGGACGAUGAUGAUGAUGAAGAUGAUCCUGCAGAAGCUGAAAAGGAAGGAAAUGAAAUGGAGGGUGAGGAGUUAGAUCCAUUAGAUGCUUACAUGGAAGAAGUGAAAGAGGAAGUAAAAAAAUUUAACAUGAGAAGUGUAAAAGGUGGUGGGGGAAAUGAAAAGAAGUCUGGGCCAACGGUCACAAAAGUUGUCACUGUUGUGACAACCAAAAAAGCAGUUGUGGAUUCUGAUAAGAAGAAAGGUGAGCUGAUGGAGAAUGACCAGGAUGCCAUGGAGUAUUCUUCAGAGGAGGAAGAAGUUGAUCUUCAGACAGCCCUUACAGGGUAUCAAACAAAACAGCGAAAGCUUCUAGAACCAGUUGAUCAUGGAAAAAUUGAAUAUGAGCCAUUUAGGAAAAACUUCUAUGUCGAAGUUCCAGAACUAGCAAAAAUGUCUCAAGAAGAGGUAAAUGUGUUUCGAUUGGAAAUGGAGGGCAUUACAGUUAAAGGAAAAGGUUGUCCCAAACCAAUUAAAUCCUGGGUCCAGUGUGGAAUUUCCAUGAAGAUCUUAAAUUCCCUCAAAAAGCAUGGCUAUGAAAAGCCCACGCCCAUCCAAACCCAAGCUAUUCCUGCUAUAAUGUCUGGACGAGAUUUGAUUGGCAUUGCCAAAACAGGAAGUGGAAAGACCAUUGCUUUUCUGUUGCCCAUGUUUAGACACAUCAUGGAUCAGAGGUCAUUAGAAGAAGGAGAGGGGCCAAUAGCUGUCAUCAUGACUCCAACUCGAGAACUGGCUUUACAGAUUACUAAAGAGUGUAAGAAGUUUUCCAAGACUUUGGGACUUAGAGUGGUCUGUGUUUAUGGAGGAACAGGAAUCAGUGAGCAGAUUGCUGAGCUGAAAAGAGGUGCUGAAAUUAUUGUUUGCACACCUGGUCGAAUGAUUGACAUGUUAGCGGCUAACAGUGGUCGGGUCACAAAUCUUCGAAGAGUGACAUAUGUUGUUUUAGAUGAAGCAGACAGAAUGUUUGAUAUGGGUUUUGAACCCCAGGUCAUGCGCAUCGUGGAUAAUGUUCGUCCUGAUCGACAGACGGUUAUGUUUUCAGCUACUUUCCCCAGAGCUAUGGAGGCUUUGGCUCGCAGGAUCCUGAGUAAACCUAUUGAAGUACAAGUUGGAGGCAGGAGUGUGGUUUGCUCGGAUGUGGAGCAACAAGUGAUUGUGAUUGAAGAAGAAAAGAAAUUCUUGAAGUUACUUGAGCUUCUAGGCCAUUAUCAAGAGUCAGGAUCUGUCAUUAUAUUUGUGGAUAAGCAGGAACAUGCUGAUGGUCUUCUAAAGGAUUUAAUGAGAGCAUCUUAUCCUUGCAUGUCUCUUCAUGGAGGCAUUGAUCAAUAUGACAGAGAUAGCAUCAUAAAUGACUUUAAGAACGGGACCUGCAAACUUCUUGUGGCUACGUCUGUUGCUGCCCGAGGUCUAGAUGUGAAACAUCUGAUUCUUGUAGUAAAUUAUAGCUGCCCCAACCAUUAUGAGGAUUAUGUACACAGAGCAGGGCGGACUGGAAGAGCAGGCAACAAGGGUUAUGCUUAUACUUUUAUCACAGAAGAUCAAGCUCGCUAUGCUGGUGACAUAAUUAAAGCUCUUGAAUUGUCAGGGACCGCAGUACCUCCUGAUUUAGAGAAACUGUGGAGUGAUUUCAAAGAUCAGCAGAAAGCUGAGGGGAAAAUAAUUAAAAAGAGUAGUGGGUUCUCUGGUAAGGGAUUCAAGUUUGAUGAAACAGAACAAGCUUUGGCUAAUGAGAGGAAGAAGUUACAAAAAGCAGCUCUUGGUCUGCAAGAUUCAGAUGAUGAGGAUGCUGCAGUUGACAUUGAUGAGCAAAUUGAAAGCAUGUUUAAUUCAAAGAAGAGAGUAAAGGAUAUGGCUGCUCCUGGAACAUCAAGUGUUCCUGCUCCAACUGCAGGAAAUGCUGAGAAAUUAGAAAUUGCUAAGAGAUUGGCUCUCAGAAUCAAUGCCCAGAAGAAUUUGGGCAUCGAGUCUCAGGUAGAUGUGAUGCAACAGGCCACCAAUGCAAUUCUUAGAGGUGGCACCAUUCUGGCUCCCACUGUUUCUGCAAAAACCAUUGCAGAACAACUUGCGGAAAAGAUCAAUGCCAAGCUCAAUUAUGUGCCUUUAGAGAAACAAGAAGAAGAGAGACAGGAUGGUGGACAGAAUGAAUCUUUUAAGAGAUACGAAGAAGAAUUAGAGAUCAAUGACUUCCCACAGACUGCUAGGUGGAAAGUUACCUCUAAGGAAGCUCUACAGAGGAUCAGUGAAUACUCUGAAGCCGCAAUUACAAUCAGAGGAACAUACUUCCCUCCUGGUAAAGAACCCAAGGAAGGCGAGCGGAAGAUUUACUUGGCUAUUGAAAGUGCCAAUGAACUGGCUGUGCAGAAAGCAAAGGCAGAAAUCACCAGGCUCAUAAAAGAAGAGCUGAUCCGGCUGCAAAAUUCAUACCAACCAACAAAUAAAGGAAGAUACAAAGUCUUAUAGACAUCCGGAAAAAAGAUUUUUACCUGUGCUGGUCUAUGAUAGAUGUGGCAGUUGCAGUCUGCAGUUUACAAUGUAUUGUAAAUUAAGAUUUUUUAAAAUUCUGUCUUGCUGAUUUUUUUUAAAUACAAGAAACUAGUAUUUGGUAAAGAAAUCUGUCCGUAAGUACCCCCACAAUCAAUCAAACUAUAUUUAAAGCUGGCCUGUUUUCAGAGUGUGAUGUCCUUUAAUGUAAACUUAAAUAUCAAUAUUUUAAAUGUCCGGAUAAUAUUCUAGAGGUUUAAAAAAUGGAAAUAUUUGAACUUUCUAUUGAAGACAAUAAAGUACACAAGUCGUUAAGGGGCUAUUCACUUUAUCCUGUACUUUCAAUGAAAUUGUGAUCAUUUCCUAAGAAAAGGUAAAAUUCACUAUCUUAUUUUGUGUCCCCACCUUGAGCUUAAAUGUUACAUGACUGUGUGGAACAAUAUGAACUGGAUUUAAGAAUGUUAUAAUAGAAGUCUUACAAAAUAGGAUGAGAGUUUUUGUUUCAAUUUUUAUCAUCAUAAAUGGGCAAAAGUAGUUGGACUAAUUUCGGUUUUUAUACAAGUAAAGAUUUAAUAGUAUAAGGAUUUUUUGCAUUUCUUUACACUGAGUGUAAAACUGUACAAAGAGUUUUAGUAUUUACUACUUUGAGGUUCCCCUCACAACUUCUGGCUCCAUACCUAGCUCCUCUUUUAUAAUCUCCCUUAAAAGAAAGAGUGUAGCCUAUAAAUAUUAAAUAUAAUAACUUUUCCUUCUAGAAAGUGUUUCUUUAUACAUCUAUACAUGUUGUAUUUACAAAUAUCCUACUACUUUUAAUCUGAUUUUUCUUCAGGAUUAUUGAGUAGGUUGUGAAUUUUCUUUCUCAAAAAUUGUGAAACAUAAUGCUACCCAAGUUUUAAACUUAGAUGUGCUUCAUCUUAGUGAAAUAUAAUUCACAAGGAAUCAUAAAUUGUAUUUUUGAGGCUGGGCGUAGUGGCUCACACAUGUAAUCUCAGCAAUUUGGGAGGCCGAGGUGGGCAGAUCACUUGAGAUCAGAAGUUCAAGACCAGCCUGGACAACAUGGCAAAACACUGUCUCUACUAAAAAUGCAAAAAUCAGUCGGCAUGGUGGUAGGCGCCUGUAAUCCCAGCUACUCAGGAGGCUGAGGCAGGAGAAUCUGAGCCAGGAUCACACCAUUGCACUCCAGCCUGGGCAACAGAGUAAGACUAUCUCAAAAUAAAUAAAUUAAUUAAUUAAUUAAUUAAUUCUAUUUUUGAGCCUUUAAGAUACAGUUCCUGAAUAUUCUAAUUUAAAUUGUUAUAAUUGGAUUACCUAAUAUUCUUUUCAAGACUCCUGAUGUAUUCAUGUUAUUGUCACUUUUCAAAAAAGAACUUUUUUCAGGAGUUAAAUAGAUAAAGUCAGCCUUUUAUAUCCAAGGGUUUCAUACCCACAGAUUAAACCAACCACCGAUCAAAAAUAGAAAAAAAAAAGAAGAAAAAAUAAUGUAAAAAAUUUAAAAUACAGUUUAGCAGCUGUAAAACAGUUUUACUAUAACAUUUACAUUGUGUUAGGUAUUUUAAGUAAAAGUGAGUUAAAGUAUACAGGAGGAUGUGCAUAGGUUGUAUGCAAAUAGCAAGCCAUUUCAUAUAAGAGGCUUGAACAUCCAUGGAUUUUGGUACAGAGAAGGGGUUUAAGGGGUGUCCUGCAGUCGGUCCCCCUCGGAUACCAAAGGACGGCUGUGUGUUUCUUAAAUGAAGAGACUUUCAUUCUUUAAAUAUUCUUGACUUACAGUUUUUUAAAAAGAAAAAAAAUAAAAGCAUAUUAUAGUUGUUAAAACAAAUAAUUUUAAUAGUAUAUUCAGUAGCUGAAGUGAUAGGGAGUAUUAAUCAUUAUUUCUUCAGUAUAAAGGUAUUCUUCCUGAAAAAGUAAGAUAUGCCUGGGAAGUAUUCUUGGAUCCUUCACACAUCCACUUAAAUUCUUGAAGGAAGAAAACAGACAAAAGACAUGUAACAACAAAAACAAAUAAACCACUUACUGUAAAAUUCCAGGAAUUGUGGGCUCAUUCCCUCCCUCUAGUUUAUUUAUUUGCUCAUCAUUAUCACCUAGUGGUAGUUUGUUUUCUUUGGUAGAAUAUAUGGCAGUCCCACAUCAGUGAUAAUUGGUGCUCCCUUCAUCCGACUGGAUCACUUUGAGAUUCAGUUUUACAUCAUUUUAGCAUUUUCUUUGUGUUUGUAUAUCAGUUGUGAUAAGCCACUGAUACAAUUUUGUUCUAAAAUGAAACAUAUUACUUUGUUAGUACAUUUUUUAGUGUCACACUGACUUAAAAUUUGAAUGAUAUACAGACUUUGUUUUUUUAAUGCAAUAUGAAUAUUUGCUCAUGUUUUCUAAAUUCCUUAUAAAAUAAAAUUAAUUCGAAUUCAA
Messenger RNA from Chlorocebus sabaeus (green monkey), 5717 nucleotides. The record is from RefSeq and is a predicted model, not a curated record. Lineage: Eukaryota; Metazoa; Chordata; Mammalia; Primates; Cercopithecidae.